Messenger RNA from Coccidioides immitis RS, 1842 nucleotides. Its product is annotated as capsule-associated protein CAP1. The transcript has 3 exons. Bases 1 to 1842 code for a protein of 613 amino acids. The record is from RefSeq and is a predicted model, not a curated record. Lineage: Eukaryota; Fungi; Ascomycota; Eurotiomycetes; Onygenales; Onygenaceae.
AUGGGUACGGAGUGGUUUCAACCCAUGAACAGAAAAGGUUCCCUGGAGGCAGCGUUGGGAAUGCGAUUCCACCGAGUCCUAGCUCUCCUGGGACUUGCUGUCCUUGUCUGGAUUUCCCUUUCGUUGAUACGCACGAAAUCCGCUGCGCCCGUUAUACCGGCAUCCGGCAGUACGCCCAAGCACGAUGAGCCGCUGCGACCCGCAAGCCCUCCCUCCCCAGCUGAUAAAAAGACGCAUCCAAUUGCCCGGCUGAUCAACCAAUCCAAAUCGUCGUGGGAUGGUGUCAGGUCGCGACAAUCGAAGACACUCAAGGAGGCUGUUGAAGAGUAUCGGCGCCGAUACAAGCUAUCACCACCGCCAAACUUUGACGUUUGGUUCGAGUUUGCACAAUCAAAAGGGGUUGAGCUGAUCGAUGAAUACGACACAAUUUAUCACUCCCUACUUCCCUUUUGGAGUUUACAGCCAAAAACGAUACGGGAUAGAGUCAAAGAAUCUCUUGGGUUCGACAAUGCUCUCAUCGGAGUUUUGAUCAGGGACGGAAAGAUCAGUCUGGUUGAUGGCGGAGGAAACUCCCAGCAAUGGAAGCGAGAUGCAUUGACUGGAAUGAUGCAACGAUUCAUACGAUACCUUCCAAACAUGGAUUUGGCCUUCAACACCCACGACGAGCCCCGGGUGGUUUUACCGAGCGACGAUCUCCAACGACUGGUAUCCAAUGCGCUGGAUACGGUCAUUCCAAAGGUCGCCAAGCACCCGGUGGACAACUCCUGGACGAGCCCUACCGAUCUCAACAAGGGCGAUAGAAUCAACGAGACAAAAACUACAAGGUUCAAUUGGUUCGCCCACCAGGCGACUUGGACGACAUCGCGCAGCUCAUGUCCUAUCGACACACCAGUUAGGGAUCUAAAUGAGAACGCGCGAGAUAAAAUUGAGGCAUACCUGUCUGGUGAUUUGGGUUUCAUCUACAACACCACUGCUUUCUCAGACAUCUGUCUCUCCCCGUCUCUAAGAUAUGCUUUUGGAAUGUUCGAGCGGCCGAACGCCAUGAGCGUUGUCCGUGAUCUGUUUCCCAUUUUUUCUGAAAGCAAAGUAUCAAGCUUUCAAGAUAUCCUCUAUCCAAGUCCAUGGUACUGGUCUGGAAAGGUAACUUACGACCCGAAACUUGAUGUCAGUUGGGAUAACAAAAAAGGCCAAGUUUACUGGCGUGGUUCCACCACGGGAGGAUUUUCUCGAGCCGGAGGCUGGCGGAGGCAACAUCGGCAGUUAUUCGUAAAGAAUAUCAACGCCGUAGAUGAUGUGAAAGUUCUUGAGAACAAAGAAGGAAACUGGACUAUGCACACGGUCAAACAAAACACCUUCACACAUCUGCUCAACGUGAGCUUCAGUCAUGUGGGCCAGUGUGACCCGGAGGAUUGCAACGCACAGUCGCACUAUUUUAACAUCGUAAAGCCAGACAGCCAGCAUGAAGCCUGGCGUUUCAAGUAUCUUGCUGAUGUUGAUGGGAAUGCCUUCAGCGGGCGGUUCUAUGCUUUACUAAAAAGCAAUAGCUUGGUCUAUAAACUUGCAGUUUUCCGCGAAUGGCACACAGAGUGGAUCCAACCCUGGGUUCAUUAUGUUCCAUUGAGUCUCAGGGGUAACGAGCACAUUGAGGCCAUACGAUAUUUUGCUUCCGAAGAAGAGGGACAACGUCACGCCAAGUUUAUUGCUCAAGGAAGUAGCAGUUGGGCCAAGAAAGCAUUGAAAAACGAUGCUCUUGAGGUUUGGUUUUUCCGCCUGUUGUUAGAGUACGGACGAAUUGUCGAUGAUAAUCGGGAAAAGAUAGGAUUUUCAUUCGGCUCAUCCUAA